Molecule: messenger RNA, 1296 nt
Organism: Penicillium manginii
Lineage: Eukaryota; Fungi; Ascomycota; Eurotiomycetes; Eurotiales; Aspergillaceae
Product: metallophosphoesterase family protein
Exons: 4
Coding region: 1-1296 (431 amino acids)
Cellular component (GO): cytoplasm
Molecular function (GO): hydrolase activity, acting on ester bonds
Source: RefSeq, a predicted model, not a curated record
AUGGGUACCGCUGCACUACAAAACGAUAGCGGUCGCCCGUCCAGAUCCCAAGAAAUUGUCACUCACCCCGUAAUGAAAGCCAUAGCAACAUCCCAGUAUAGUAUGAGACGCCCAUCUAUACGUCAAAUUGACAACCGAUCACUCCAAUUCUCCGAGAAUGGUACAUUUCAAAUAUCUAUAUUCGAGGACUUACACUUUGCUGAAAAUGCUACUGACGAUGCCAUGACAAAGCAAGUCAUGAGGUCAAUUCUCUCCGAUGAAGAAGCUCAACUAGUAGUUCUGAAUGGAGAUUUGAUAUCCGGUGAUGCCAUUCAAGGCUCUGGUUCUAGUGAAUACGUUCAUGAUGUCGUAUCACCUUUGGUCGAAAUAAACCAGCCUUGGGCUUCAACCUACGGCAAUCAUGACUGCCAAGACAAUCUGGACCCAUCAAAGGACAUCUUCGAUCAGGAAAAACAAUAUCCAACAAGUUUGACCAGAAGCGAUAUUUCGGGGUUUCAGGCAGGAAUAACAAAUUAUUACCUCACGGUUUAUCCCCACGAUAACCUAAAUGGCCCACCCGCACUACUUCUGUGGUUCUUUGAUUCUCGUGGUGGGCGUAACGCAACCAACCGCGAUUCUAGCAUGACACCCGGCGUGCGAGCAGAUUGGGUUGAUGAAUCAGUGGUGGAGUGGUUUAUUGAGAAGAACGCCAAUUUGACAUCUGAAUUCGGCCGUUCCAUUCCAUCCCUUGCAUUUUACCAUAUUCCCGCCCACGCAAUGUUUGAAUAUCAAGAGAAGGGCGUGAGCAAGAAAAAAACGCCUGGUAUCAAUGGAGAGACAGUAGUAUCCCAAGGCUCUGGCGAUACUAAAUACACUGGCCAAGACUCCGCAUUCAUGAACGCCCUUCUUAACACUACUGGUUUGCUGGCAACCUUUAGUGGACAUGAUCAUGAGAACGAUUGGUGCUUUAAAUGGGAUAAUAAUACCGUGGAUCAGAAUAUUACUGGCACGGGGUUGAACAUGUGCUAUGGCCGGCAUACAGGAUAUGGCGGAUACAGUGAUGUCGCUCGUGGCGCGCGACAAGUACUGAUAAACCAAACCGACUUGGAAAAACAAGUUCGAACUUGGAUUCGAUUAGAGGAUGGUUCCAUAUCGGCUCCGGUAACAUUAAAUGCUACCUAUGGUCAAGACAAAUAUGGGAUGACAUUUUCAGACAAACGGAUUCAAUUUUCCGGGGCCACUUCUGCUUAUGAUCCUUCAUAUCUGCUAUUCUAUAUUUGGGCCUCUUUUUGGGUGCUUGCUUUCUGCCGACGUUAG